AUGGCUUUGCUGCUGAGCAUUGCAUGUGUGGGGGUGGCGAUUGGAGAGACUCCUGGUCCUGUGGGAGAUACUCAACAUCCUUCGGGGAAAAAUGGUGAAACCGGCCCUCAAGGUCCUUCUGGUCCUACUGGACCUUUAGGUGAUAGAGGGAGUACUGGUGAGUCUUUGAAAGAUUCUGCUUCUUCUACUUGUCCUCCAGCUACUAAUAGUGAAUCUACUGAGGUUGCUAGCCGUACCUGUGAUUCUCGUACUAUUACUACUACUACUGUCCCUUCUGGUGGUGGUGAUGAUAGUAGUAGUAGUAGUGGUGGUGGAGGUCAGGGCGCAGGGCAGCAGGUACAAGGUACAUUGGUUGGCCGUACAGAUGAGAACAGGGCUGGCAACGGUACUGACGAAGAUCUCGUUGACCCAGGGCAGAAGGAUAAAUUACAAACAGGCAGUGAUGAACAAAGUAAACAAUUGAAGGAAGCUGGUAAAGCAGCAGAGAGCCCUUCCGUUAGCGACAGAAGAGACGCUGAGAAUACUGAUUCCCAAACUGAUGCAAGGGGUACUACACAAUCAACAGGGAACCCAACUGACGGUUCGCAUUCAGAAGAACCCUCUGCUCCCACCCAGCAAACGAAUACAAGUGACACUUCUUCUGGCAGUUCAUCUGCGGAGAAUGCUGUGAGUUCAGAUGCUGCAACGGAUGUGAGUAACGCUGCCACUUCAUCUGAAGAGAGUAAAUCAACAAAUAACACAGCUACAACCACCACCACCACCACAACAACAACAACAACAACACUUCCUCCUGAACUCACAAACAACAAGAAGGGUGAUGCAGACAGCAGCAGCAGUAUCAGCAGUUCUGUGUGGGUGCGUGUACCACUACUGAUUGUGGUUACACUAUCCUGUAUUCUUGUGUGCUGA
Messenger RNA from Trypanosoma theileri, 909 nucleotides. RefSeq lists its product as uncharacterized. The record is from RefSeq and is a predicted model, not a curated record. The coding region runs from base 1 to 909 and encodes 302 amino acids. Lineage: Eukaryota; Euglenozoa; Kinetoplastea; Trypanosomatida; Trypanosomatidae. The transcript has a single exon.